AAACUUAGCGGAAACUUCUCGGAGAAUGCUCCGAAAGUCCGCGCUUCUGCUGCUGCUAGCCGUCGGCGCCUCCGCAUCCUACGAAGCUGAGCAGAAUGACUCGGUCAGCCCCAGGGGGUCGCGGGUCGCGGCUCAGACCUCAGCGGAUGUGGUUCGAUGUUUAAAUAGUGCCCUUCAGGUAGGAUGUGGUGCUUUUGCCUGCCUGGAAAACGCCACGUGUGACACGGAUGGCAUGUAUGACAUCUGCAAAUCCUUUCUCUACAGCGCUGCUAAAUUUGACACUCAGGGGAAAGCCUUUGUCAAGGAGAGCUUGAAGUGCAUUGCAAAUGGAAUCACGUCCAAGGUUUUCCUUUCUGUUCGGAGGUGCUCCACAUUCCAGCGUAUGAUCUCUGAGGUGCAAGAGGAAUGUUACAGGAAACAGGACAUAUGCAGUGCUGCUAGAAGAAAUACAGAAGCGAUCGCAGAAGUGGUCCAGCUUCCACACCACUUCUCAAACAGGUAUUACAACAAGCUCAUCAGAAGCUUACUGGAAUGUGAUGAUGAGACUGUGUUUACCAUAAAAGACAGUUUGUUGGCAAAAAUCGGACCGAACAUGGCCAGCCUUUUCCGUCUGCUGCAAACGGAUCACUGUGCUCGAAUCCGUCCUAGAUCAGACUUCAGCCAACGACGUAUCACUGAGCCUCAGAAGCUAAAAAUCUACUUCAGGAAUCUCCGGGGUGAGGGAGCUGCUCCUUCCCAUAUGAAACGUACAUCUGCAGAAAGUGUGUAAUGUUCUGUGACACGUAGAGUGUGAGAGCAUAGGGAAUCCAAGCUCUACCAAAGUAGGAAAUUACUGUUUUUCUUUAGCUUUCAAUACACAUCAGAAAUGUACUGUAACUGAUUUUAAAGGACACUGAGCCAACCUACACAUUCAAAAACAAAAAUCUGGCAUAUCCCUUGUGGGGUUGUACCAUGUCACUGUGCAGGUGGGGGAAAUUUCAUCUCUUGCACAGCACACAUGCAUAUACUCCUGUACAUAAAAUAUGCUAGUUGUUGUUAGAGGGGGCUAGA
Molecule: messenger RNA, 1050 nt
Organism: Euleptes europaea (tarantolino)
Lineage: Eukaryota; Metazoa; Chordata; Lepidosauria; Squamata; Sphaerodactylidae
Gene: STC1
Product: stanniocalcin 1
Exons: 4
Coding region: 26-769 (247 amino acids)
Biological process (GO): intracellular calcium ion homeostasis
Cellular component (GO): extracellular region
Molecular function (GO): hormone activity
Source: RefSeq, a predicted model, not a curated record